AUGGCGUCCAACGGUACCAACGGUGCAUCUGCAUACCACGCCUCGUCCACCACUCAGGCUAUCCAGGCCGAAAAGGACUUUGCUGCGCACAACUACCACCCGCUCCCCGUCGUCUUCGCCCGUGCCCAGGGGACUUCUGUCUGGGACCCCGAGGGCCGCCACUACCUCGACUUCCUCUCCGCAUACUCCGCAGUCAACCAGGGCCAUUGCCACCCCAAGCUGAUCGCUGCGCUCGUCGACCAGGCCUCGCGUCUGACGCUCAGCUCGCGCGCGUUCUAUAACGAUGUCUUCCCCAAGUUCGCCGAGAUGGUCACCCAGUACUUCGGGUUCGACAUGGUUCUCCCCAUGAACACCGGUGCGGAGGCGGUCGAGACCGGCCUCAAGAUCGCCCGCAAGUGGGGUUACAAGGUCAAGGGCAUCCCCGAGAACCAGGCGGUGAUCCUCAGUGCAGAGAACAACUUCCACGGCCGGACGAUGGCUGCUAUCUCGCUGUCCUCCGACCCCGAGUCGCGCGAGAACUACGGGCCGUACGUCCCCGGCAUCGGGUGCACGAUUCCCGGCACGGACAAGCCAAUUGCGUACAAUGACAAGGAUGCUCUGCGCGAGGCCUUUGAGAAGGUCGGUCCCACUCUCGCUGCCUUCCUCCUCGAGCCUAUUCAGGGUGAAGCCGGAAUUAUUGUUCCGGACGACGAUUACCUGCAGCUGGCCAGAGAGCUGUGCGACAAACACAACGUCCUGUUGAUCUGCGACGAGAUCCAAACUGGUAUCGCGCGGACGGGCAAGCUGCUCUGCCACGAGUGGAGUGGCAUUAAGCCCGACAUGGUCCUGCUGGGCAAGGCAAUCUCCGGUGGCAUGUACCCUGUCUCCUGCGUGCUGGGCAGCAAGGAUGUUAUGCUUACUGUUGAGCCCGGCACCCACGGAUCAACCUACGGUGGCAACCCUCUCGCCUGCGCAGUCGCGAUCCGCGCCUUGGAAAUCGUCAAGGAGGAGAACAUGGUCGAGCGGGCUGAGAAGCUUGGUCAGAUCUUCCGCAGCGGGCUGGAGGCCAUCCAGAGCCCCAUAAUCGAGACUGUCCGAGGAAAGGGACUGCUGAAUGCGAUUGUCAUUGACGAGUCCAAGACCAACGGUCACUCCGCAUGGGACCUCUGCAUGCUGAUGAAGGAGAAGGGUCUCUUGGCUAAACCCACCCACCAAAACAUCAUCCGCCUCGCGCCCCCUCUCGUCAUCACUGAGGACGAAAUCGCCAAGUCGCUCGAAAUCAUCAAGGCGGCCGUCACUGAACUGCCCAACCUGACAGGUGCAUCGGAAGACCAGGUCGUCCCUCCCGCGGAGAAGAAGGUCAAGAUUACCGUUGAAAACUAG
Messenger RNA from Aspergillus versicolor CBS 583.65, 1362 nucleotides. RefSeq names its product ornithine-oxo-acid transaminase (gene car2). Gene Ontology annotation, cellular component: cytoplasm. Gene Ontology annotation, molecular function: pyridoxal phosphate binding; identical protein binding; L-ornithine transaminase activity. The transcript is spliced from 2 exons. Bases 1 to 1362 code for a protein of 453 amino acids. Lineage: Eukaryota; Fungi; Ascomycota; Eurotiomycetes; Eurotiales; Aspergillaceae. The record is from RefSeq and is a predicted model, not a curated record.